Messenger RNA from Miniopterus natalensis, 2352 nucleotides. NCBI's taxonomy places the organism in Eukaryota, Metazoa, Chordata, Mammalia, Chiroptera, Miniopteridae. The record is from RefSeq and is a predicted model, not a curated record.
UAUUUUAUUUUUUUCCCAAGGACGCAUUUCUGAAAUGCUCAUGUGUUCCAGGAGCGUGAUCUCAUUUCAUCCUCACAACCUACUGAAGGAGCUAAGACUUGGAAAGGGUACCAUAUGUGUACGCCUGGUGGAACUCACACUCGGAAAUGCUGAUGACAGGCGUCAAGACAGCUGAGCCCCACUAGACACCAAGAAAGUCCAUGGCUCUGGCUGCGUCUCUCAACAUGAGCAACCCACAGCCUGCCACAGGAGGAGGAAUUUCUGAAGUUGAGAUCAUCUCCCAACAAGUAGAGGAGGAAACCAAGAGCAUUGCUCCUGGGCAGCUGGUGAACUUUGCCUAUCGGGACUUGCCCCUGGCUGCAGUCGACCUCUCCACGGCAGGCUCGCAGCUCCUGUCAAAUCUGGAUGAAGAUUACCAAAGAGAAGGGUCCACCUGGCUGAAGCCGUGCUGUGGGAAGAGAGCAGCCGUAUGGCAGGUAUUUUUGCUCAGUGCCAGUCUCAACAGUUUCCUGGUAGCCUGUGUAAUAUUGGUGGUGAUUCUCCUGACUCUGGAACUUCUAAUAGAUAUAAAGCUUCUCCAGUUUUCUAGCGCAUUCCACUUUGCUGGUGUCAUUCACUGGAUCAGUCUGGUCAUUCUCUCCGUGUUCUUCUCAGAGACUGUUCUCCGGAUUGUGGUGCUCGGAAUCUGGGAUUACAUCGAGAACAAAAUAGAGGUGUUUGAUGGGGCUGUGAUCAUCCUGUCCUUGGCCCCAAUGGUGGCGUCUACUGUGGCCAACGGGCCCCGGAGCCCCUGGGACGCCAUCAGCCUCAUCAUCUUGCUCCGAAUCUGGCGGGUGAAGAGGGUCCUUGAUGCUUAUGUCCUGCCUGUGAAGGUGGAGAUGGAGAUGGUCAUCCAGCAGUAUGAGAAGGCCAAGGUCAUCCAGGACGAGCAGCUGGAGAGGCUGACGCAGAUCUGCCAGGAGCAAGGGUUCGAGAUCCGGCAGCUGCGGGCACACCUGGCACAGCAGGACCUGGACCUGGCAGCGGAACGGGAGGAGGCGCUGAGGGCCCCACAGGUGCUCCACAGGCCAUGCAGCCGUUACCAUGUGGUAGAGGAGACGGCAGCUGAGGGCAUUGAGGGUAUUGUGGAGCAGCUGCAGCCCUCACCAGGCACUGGAGUCCCAGAUCCAGCCGUGUGUGUGGUCACCACGGCUGCCAUAGACGUCCACCAGCCCAACGUCUCCUCUGACCUCUUCUCGGUGGACGUGCCCCUGAAGCUGGGCAGCAAGGGCACCUGCGUGAGCUCCACCUCUGAGAGCGCCUCCUGCUCCACUGGCAGCUCCGUCACUGGGGUCCAGAGUGACAGCAGCCAGACACUGUGCUCCUCCAGGGACUGCAGCACCGCCCGCGAGUUGUCCUCUGAGCCCAGCCCCUCUCCCUUGCCACUGCCACCACCACCCCAGCAGCAACAUGCGGAGACCACAGUCCAGGACCUGCUGUCCUCCCUGUCAGAGGACCCCUGCCCAUCCCAGGGGGUCUUGGACACAGACCCCUUUGUCCAGCCCAGCCCAGCCGGCUCCGCCCCAACCAGCCCCGAGCUGGAACGCAGGGUCAGUCUGUUCAACCAGAAGAAUCAGGAGGGCUUCGCUGCCUUUCCGAUCCAGCCCGUCAUCCACUUCCAGCCUGCUGCGCCCACGCUGCAGAAGCUCAGAUCUUUGGAAUCCAAAGAGUAGACACUGCACAGGGUUCCUGAAGCCUAGAGCCUCCAGCAGGCUGGGUGGGAGAAGGGCAGACAGUCGGGGCCCCAGAGGCCAUCAAGGGUCACAUGAGGGACCCAGGAGCCCACCUGGCCUCUCUCAGGGUGCUGCCUGCCUCCAGGGAGGUGAUUCCAGGACAGGAGGACACACGCCUCAGACCUCAAAGCCCGGAGCUGGUGCCGCCUCUGGCAGUGAUCAGGGGAAGGCAGUGCUCAUGGCUGGGGUUUUUUAAACCAUUUUUACAAAAACCAGCCUGUGGCCCAGCUUCAGCAGGGUGUAGAGUCCAGGCCCAGCUCAGCCUCUGCCGUUGCCUUUGUUCCUGGUGCCCACCCUGGACCCUCGGGAACAGCACUGUGAGCAGGGGCUGUCCAGCCCCACCCCCAAGCCCUCUAGUCCAGGAAUCCUGGGUGGAGCCCACACAAUCACAGAGACCGCCAUCUGAGCCUAUUUCGUUCCUCCUCAUUCUCUCAUUUCCGCAUGAGCCUUUCUGAGUAUUUUUAAGACAAACCCUAGUUUUCACCUUCACAGGACAUAAAGGGAUGAAUUUGGAGGUGGGUGGGGGUGUUCUUGGGGGAGGGGACAGUCAUUUUGCAAACUCAGCUUUAAUAAUAAAAAC